UUCAAGAGAGGGAAAUUGAGACUGAAACAGACUCUCCUUUCAAAAUCUAGCAAACCAUCUUCAUCGCUCUACUCGUAGGUCUGUCCAACCUCUUCUCACCUUCCCAGUUUCCAUUACCUUUUUAUUGACCUCUUCUAUGUUUUCAUCUUAAUUAAACAUUCUCAGUUCCCCUCUGAUCAUUCUCUUUGUAGCCCCACAAUUAAUGGAAGGCCAUGAAGCCCCACCAUCACCACCACAACUGCCACAACUGGCGCCAUCCCCAAACCCUUCCUAUCUCCUUACACCCUUACUAUUGCCAUCCUCCUCAUUGCCGUACCCUUCUAUAAUUGAACCUCAAGUCCUUCCGGAUAUUGAUUGGGCUGGCCUUCUCUCUGGCCAAUCCCAGCUCGGCGAGAAGAGGCCUGUAAUGGAAAGUGCUUCUAUGGUGGCUGAAAAUGGAGCAGGGGAAGAGAAGGGAAAUAAAGAUGAGAAGAAAGGGGGGAGAAUGAAAAAGGCGCCGACCCGGCCAAGAUUUGCUUUCCAAACUAGAAGUGCAGACGAUAUUCUUGAUGAUGGAUAUAGGUGGAGGAAAUAUGGGCAAAAAGCCGUGAAGAACAGCAAAUAUCCCAGGAGUUACUACCGGUGCACGCAUCAUACAUGCAACGUGAAGAAACAAGUGCAAAGGCUAUCUAAGGACACAAGCAUAGUCGUCACGACUUAUGAAGGAGUUCAUGAUCAUCCAUGUGAGAAACUGAUGGAAACCCUAACUCCUCUUCUCAAACAGAUGCAAUUCCUUGCUAGGUUCUAAUUAUUAAGCUCACUUCUGCACAAGCAGACCCUGUUGUUCUUGGCCAUCUUAUAUCAGUCUUUGUAUAUAGUGAAAACUUGUAUAAACUUUUCCA
Populus euphratica (Euphrates poplar) is the source of this 881-nucleotide messenger RNA. RefSeq names its product probable WRKY transcription factor 43. NCBI's taxonomy places the organism in Eukaryota, Viridiplantae, Streptophyta, Magnoliopsida, Malpighiales, Salicaceae. Gene Ontology annotation, molecular function: DNA-binding transcription factor activity; sequence-specific DNA binding. The record is from RefSeq and is a predicted model, not a curated record. The transcript is spliced from 2 exons. The coding region runs from base 203 to 787 and encodes 194 amino acids. Gene Ontology annotation, biological process: regulation of DNA-templated transcription.